AGGCUGCUCAGUAACUUACUAGGAAACCAGGGGCGGUGGGCGCGCGCUUGGAAGGCUGCAGGCGCCAUGGGCAGAGUGAGGAACGGCGCCAGCACCCAGCCGCGGGGGCGAAAGCGUCCCGGGGAUCCCGCCACCGCCUGUGCAGCCAUCCCGGUCAUGGGCGCCCGGCGCCCCCCUUUCCAAGUCCGCGUGGGGAGCCACGCGGCGGGAAGGAAGUCAGCGGCGGCCAGGCGGGAUCCCGCAAGGUUGCGGCGGAAGCGCUGGUGGCGGCGGACCCGGGAGGCAGGCUCCAAAGGCCCGCUGCGAUCCCCGAAGCCCCCGGCGCCCGCCGUGUCCUCUGGCGAGAUGGACCUGGGCGCGCAGCGGGAGCGCUGGGAGACGUUCAGGAAGCGGCGGGGCCUCAGCUGCGAGGGCGCCGCCAAGUUCCUGCUGGACACCUUCGAGUACCCAGGCCUGGUGUAUCACACCGGAGGCUGCCACUGCGGCGCGGUCCGCUUCGCGGUCUGGGCCCCCGCAGACCUGCGCGUGGUGGAUUGCAGCUGCAGGCUGUGCAGGAAGAAGCAGCACCGACACUUCCUCGUCCCGGCCUCGCGCUUCACUCUCCUGCUGGGCGCCGAGAGCAUCGUCACCUAUCGAUCCCACGCGCACCCGGCGCUGCACAGCUUCUGCAGCAGGUGCGGGGUGCAGAGUUUCCACGCCUCUGUCUCUGACCCCGGCGUGUAUGGCGUCGCCCCGCACUGCCUGGACGCCGGCACCGUGCGCAGUGUGGUCAUCGAGGAGGUCGACGGUGGCGACUGGGGGGAGGAGGCCGUGAAGGAGCCCAAGGCCAUCCAGAGCGCGUCCCCCGAGUGAGCCCCUGCCUCUCCUCCCGAAGAGGAGCAGUGACUGGGGCCGCAACACGCCCGAAACAUUCCCCUCCCCCCGCUUUCCCCGAGGGAGCCACCUCAGUGCUUGUGAAGGGAUUGCUGUAUGAAAGAGGUCGGUUUUUGGACUGAUGAACCCGUGAUGUCUCUCCAGGCUUCCACCCCUUCCCUUUCAGUGUUUUGCAACGAACUUGGACUUGCUUAUGAUCAAAAAAACUGAGCACACAUUUGUCUGUCAACAGCCAUAAUCCAAUCCAAUAAGCAAGUAGUGUCUCUACUUUUUCAAGUCGCCUUGUGUAUCCCUGCCUUUUAUUCUUUAUUCUUCGUGUAGUUCUCGUACAUCAUUUUCAGAUCAUUCAUAUGUACUGUACCGUUACGGUGCUAUUGUGAACGAGAUUGCUUUUAAUGGUCGCAUCUGGUAUGCAGGACCACUCUCUAUAUCUAAACACUUUGGUGAACAUUUCUUAGGACGUUUCCUGUUGAUUAUCUGCGUGCGUUUGUGUAAUUUAGGUCAGCACUCGCGUUUUCGCUACUUAGAGAUAGGCGUUGAUUUCAGCCAUGUUGUUUAUUUAAUGUGUUUUUAUAUAAUAUGUUUAAGGCUCAUUAGUGUGACAUACCCCAUUGUGCUUAUGUUUUCACAUGAUGCUGCCACUUUCCUUGGUUUUGUUUUAGAAACUGCCUGUGCGUAGGGUGAUGGGGAGGCAGAAGAAUGAGAAGGAUGUCUGCGCUGUAUAUAUGUCCUCUUUGAUGUUUUGAAAUUCCUAUCUUGAACAUGUGUUAUGUAUUGAGAAAUUAGUAAAUACUUUUUAAAAU
Messenger RNA from Mustela erminea (ermine), 1676 nucleotides. Its product is annotated as centromere protein V-like protein 3. Gene Ontology annotation, molecular function: carbon-sulfur lyase activity. Lineage: Eukaryota; Metazoa; Chordata; Mammalia; Carnivora; Mustelidae. The record is from RefSeq and is a predicted model, not a curated record. The transcript is spliced from 2 exons. The coding region runs from base 67 to 852 and encodes 261 amino acids.